Microthlaspi erraticum is the source of this 759-nucleotide messenger RNA. The record is from the annotation of a GenBank genome assembly. NCBI's taxonomy places the organism in Eukaryota, Viridiplantae, Streptophyta, Magnoliopsida, Brassicales, Brassicaceae.
AUGCUUUCUGCCAAGCCCGUCAACACACCUAUGGCAGUCUCUCCGAAAUUCACCUUGCAUUCAGGCAUCAGACUCACCGAUCCUUCUGAAUAUCGGGCUACACUUGGCAGUCUGCAAUACUUGGCUUUCACUAGGCCUGAUCUCUCUUAUGCGGUCAGUAAACUCUCUCAAUUUAUGCAUGCGCCUACAACUGAUCAUUGGCUUGCGGUCAAGAGACUUCUUCGGUAUCUAGCUGGUACAGCAACUCAUGGAAUCUUCCUCAAGAAAGGCAACAACUCCACACUUCAUGCAUAUGCUGACGCUGAUUGGGGAGGUGACAUAGACAACUAUGGUUCUACAAAUGGAUACAUUAUUUAUCUCGGCUCACAUCCCAUCUCCUGGUCCUCAAAGAAACUACAAGGAGUGGCGAGGUCAUCGACAGAAGCUGAAUACAGAUCAAUGGCGAACACUGCUUCAGAAGUCAAAUGGUUAUGCUCCUUGCUCACUGAACUUGGCAUUCGUGUCAACUGGCCACCGGUUAUUUAUUGUGAUAAUGUAGGUGCAACCUAUCUGUGUGCCAAUCCAGUUUUCCACUCCAGGAUGAAGCAUAUUGCUAUUGAUUACCACUUCAUCCGAGAACUGGUUCAGUCUGGAGCUCUUCGAGUUGUUCAUGUCUCUAUACAUGAUCAAAUUGCUGAUGCCUUAACCAAGCCCUUGUCCAAAGCUGUGUUCAACGAUUUCUCAUCCAAGAUUGGAGUCACCAAGGCUCCUCCAUCUUGA